This is a messenger RNA of Gallus gallus (chicken), 5799 nucleotides long. RefSeq names its product mannosidase alpha class 2B member 2 (gene MAN2B2). The record is from RefSeq and is a predicted model, not a curated record. The transcript has 20 exons. Gene Ontology annotation, molecular function: alpha-mannosidase activity; carbohydrate binding. Gene Ontology annotation, cellular component: lysosome. The coding region runs from base 2521 to 5661 and encodes 1046 amino acids. NCBI's taxonomy places the organism in Eukaryota, Metazoa, Chordata, Aves, Galliformes, Phasianidae. Gene Ontology annotation, biological process: mannose metabolic process.
GGCGGAGGCGGCGCUGCCACGGCCGGACGAGCCCGGCCCCGCCGCGGCCGCAACAGGUGCGCGCGGGAGCGUAGCGGCCCUGGUGCCACGCGGUGUUACCGCCUGCCCUUCCUCCCUGAGGGGCCCUGAGAGAGCUCGGCAGCCUGUCGUUCUCUUGCUCCAGCUGCGAGGCUGGAGAGGGUUUCUUGUCCUCGAGCCUGUGGAUCUGCUAGCUGUCCUCCUAGCUCUGUAUGUCCACCCCAAAAACACCACAGGAGGAAAUGUGGAGGUACGUUAAUUGCUGUGUAUGCCAUGUGGCUUCCUUGGCUCAACACAAAGAUGUGGCUUUGUAGCUCACAGCCAGCAGGUCCUGCCCACGUCAUCUGCCUUUCUGAGGUGACGGUGCAGAGGCCCACACGUGCCACAGCUCACAUGGAGGAGGCAAACACCCUUUGCAUGGGAAAUGAGGAAAGUGUAAGUACAGGACUGUAAUCAAGCCAUGCUAAGAGAUCAGGAGCACAAGAAUAAUGUAUCAGUGUAGGCAGCUGUCAUGGCACAGUGGCAGCGGAUCUGCCAUCUAGCUUCUUGCUAUUUUUGAAGCAGUGUGUAAGCAGCAGGGAAAUGUUAUCUUUGGCAUAAAUUCCAUUUGAUGUGCUGACGUUCAUUCCUUUUCAUCAUGAUGCCUUCAGAUUUGUAUGCACUUUCAUAAACUGUAGGUGAUUUGAUUCAGUUUUACUAAUGAAAGUAUCCUGUUCAAAUGUUUAUGUUUUUAUCCAUGCCAAACAAAACAGUGUAACACUGUGACCCCUGCGAAGCAGCAAGGAGGACUAUUAUGUGUUCUAAUGAAAAUAGGUUUAAAAGGGGAAUAACAUUCUGCAGACAUUUUCAGCUACUUUAGGAAGAAAGUAAAUGCCAACACUUAAGCUUUCUUGGAAACUUCACCUGAAUUACAAAGACCAUAAUGCCUUCUGAUGUAAAAGAACAUCACUUCAUUUAGACUGUGUGUGUAUAUAUAUAUAUCUCUAAGCCAUAUGUUUGCUGGAUGUGCAAUAGCUUUCUUGGAACUGAAAAGGUUUAAGCUGGUGAUGUGGGGGAAAACACGAUUUCAUAGAGCUCUACUAGUAAAGCUUCAUUCAGCUGUUUACAGAGAUAAUAACUCCCUCUACAAAGUACCCAUGGACCUUGAUUGCUCUUCACAAAGCAUUAUUUUAAAUAAAAUUAACCAUAGGGUUCCAGUUUUGCUUCUUGAUUUUAGGGAAAAUCAUAUUCUCCCAUAUUGAUAAGUAAAUAGGGGCCCUAAUGUGGGAGAAUAUGAGAAAAACAUAUUAAGAUUAUUUUUUAUGAAAUACAGGAAUCAUAUCUUCAAAUCAAUAGCAGUGAGUUAUGUAUUAUCCUGGACUUAUUCUGGACUUCAAGGACUUAAAACUUUCUAUGUUUAAAAAAAAAAAUGCCCAGUUUGGCAUGUAAUGCAGCAGUUGUUUUUUUUUUUCUGUCUAAAAUGCAGACCUUACUUAAAGUUUUCUACAGAUGCCUUGAAUACACAUGCCUUGGUCUGUUUCUACACAUGCCUUGAAUAUUCAAAUAGAUUAAUUUGCACGUUCUGUUUGAAUUUAUCUUCUUAUUGGUGUAAAUCUGUAGAGGGACACUUAAACUAUUUGUGAUUGUUUCCUUUGGAGAUAAUUGCUUCAACUAAAACUAGUUAAACUAGUAGUGCUGUAACAAUAGACAAACUUGAUGGUGGGAGCAAAUAUCAAUUUCAGCUGAUCUCCUUUUGCACUGGAAAUAAAGAGUUAAGUAUCAUACUUUUUAUCACUGCAGGACUGUGAGAUUGUUAGAAGCAUGUAAUUUACUGAAACUAGAACAUCAAUAAAUAGCCAAAUUAUACUGCUGUCUGUGUAAAGAGUUACCAGAGAAAGAUCUAUUUUGGCUGUUGAUACUGAUGUACUGGGCAAAAUCAGGUGGAACUGCAGACAAAAUUCCUGUACAGGCUGGUUGAGCUACAAUGCCUAUAUAACAUUUUUGUAAUGAUGGACUUUUAUUUUUCUCUUUUCACAAGGGCUUUCUGCAGUCACAGGGGCCAGCUCCUGCUAACAGUGAUAAAACAAGGGAGAAAACCAAUUUAAAUGGGAUCAGAAGGUCAACCGCAUAAAAUAAAAUCUUAAUCUUACUGCUUCAAAGCCCUCAAAGACAAUAAUCCAUAUUGCAGCAUUGUGCCCUGAAAUAAAAAAACUCCUGUCUCAUUCAAAAUGGAAUUUCCACAAAAAGAAUAGAAAAAAAGAAAAGAAAAAAUGCAAGCAAGCAAGCAAGCAAGACAUGUCCAACUCAACACCUUUCUGAGAAAUCUUAUUUAACAAAACAGUUCCAGAGGCAGCAAUAUGAGGCACCUAGCAGGGGCUGGGAUUCCACUGGGGCUCGCAUCCUGCAGAGCACAUCAGGGCUACCAGCACCCCCUCGGGGACAGCUCCCGCCCCACGUCCUCUCACUGCAAGCUGAACUGCUCGGUGCGCUUCGGCGAGCAGGCCCAGUAACCGCUCGCCCAACAUGGAGCCGCCCAAGCCGGGAGGCGGGACCCGACCGCAGCGGGGCGGGACGCGGAAGCUCGGCCGGCCCCGGGUUGCUGCCGGCCGGGCCGGGCUGGGCCGCGGAGCUGCUAUGGGUCCUCUGCUGCUGCUCAUCUGCCUCGCCCUGCCGGCCACCAGCCGCGGGGAGCUGCGGGCCUUCGUGGUCGCCCACAGCCAUAUGGACGUCGGCUGGGUGUACACCGUGCAGGAGAGUAUGCAUGCUUAUGCAGCAAAUGUCUACACAUCUGUGGUAGAAGAACUAAUGAAAGGUAAGCAGCGCAAAUUUAUUGCUGUGGAACAGGAAUUCUUUCGGCUUUGGUGGGAUGCAGUAGCCACGGAUACACACAAGCAGCAGGUCCAUCAGUUACUUCAGGAAGGACGAUUGGAAUUUGUCAUUGGAGGGCAAGUGAUGCAUGAUGAAGCUGUGACACUAAUUGAUGAUCAGAUUUUACAGUUGACGGAGGGCCACGGGUUUUUAUAUGAAACUUUUGGGAUCAGACCUCAGUUUUCUUGGCACGUUGAUCCUUUUGGAGCCUCAGCUACAACACCAACUCUUUUUGCUCUUGCUGGCUUUAAUGCUCAUCUUAUCUCUCGAAUUGACUAUGACCUGAAGGCUGACAUGCAGAAAAACAAGAAGCUUCAGUUUGUAUGGCAGGGUUCUCCUUCCUUAUCUGAAAGUCAGGAGAUCUUCACCCAUACUAUGGAUCAGUACAGCUACUGUACCCCAUCGCAACUGCCUUUUUCAAACAGAUCAGGAUUUUAUUGGAAUGGAUUUGCAGUUUUCCCAGAUCCACCAAAAGAUGGUGUUUAUCCAAACAUGAGUCUCCCUGUUACAGAUACCAACAUCCAUAUGUACGCACAGGCCAUGGUGGCAAACAUUAAGGAGAGAGCAGUCUGGUUCCGAACAAAUGAUGUUUUGUGGCCAUGGGGCUGUGACAAACAGUUCUUUAAUGCAUCUGUUCAGUACUCCAACAUGGACCUAUUGUUGGACUACAUUAACAAGCAUUCUGAUGAGUUUGGAGUGACUGUCCAGUAUGCAACUGUUGGUGAUUACUUCCAAGCAGUUUAUAGCAGAAAUCUUACGUGGGAAAUAAGGACUUCUCAAGACUUCCUUCCAUAUUCAACAGAGCCAUUUCAAGCCUGGACUGGAUUUUAUACUUCUCGGAGCAUGUUAAAAGGAGUUGCAAGGAGAGCAAGUUCACUGCUUUAUGCUGGAGAGUCCUUUUUCACACAGUAUGUCCGGACACACCCAGCAGGUUCUAUCUGCAAACACGGAGCCCUAAAGCAGCUUCAGAGCCUUAGAUGGGCGGUUUCAGAGGUCCAGCACCAUGAUGGCAUAACAGGCACAGAGUCUCCUAAAGUGACAAACAUGUACAUGGAUAACUUGAUGUAUGGAAUGUUCAACGUCAAGAAGUUAAUGGCUUCCAUAAUCUUUGAUAUGAACAAUGCUAAGAAGAGUGGAGAGGUCUAUUAUAUUUACAAUAAAGACUCGGGAAAACCAGGUACUACAGAUACUGACCAUUAUGUCAUUGUCUAUAAUCCCCUGGCCUGGAACAUCACUACAAUUGUCACAGUCCCUGUCAACAUCUCAUCAAUGAGUGUUUAUGAUGAACUGGGACAUUCUGUACCGGCACAGAUUCAAAGUUCAGCGGAGUCCCAUUCUAUCUAUGAUCUGUAUAUUCUAGUAGAAGUAAGUGGUCUGACUUACAAAAAAUACAAUGUUAAGCCCUCUAAUGAUAAACAGUCUGCAUUUAUUGGAAGAUCAAUUAAAUACAAGCGAAAAGACAUGAUGCGUUCAGUUCAGCAAAGUCAAAAACUGCUUCCUGUGGCCAGCAAUUGCUACGAGAUUGUGUUUGACCAAAACACUAAUCUGAUGCACAGCAUUACGAACAGGGAGACUAACCAGACUGUCCAGGUGACCCAGGAGUUCCUCGAGUACCACGUGAACGGAGAUGUUACAAAAGGACCCAUUUCAGACAACUACUUAUUUGCCCCUAAUUCUUCUGCUGUUCCAGUAUCACAAGCGGUUGGACUGGAAGUGGUGUCUGGAAACUUAGUGACAGAGAUACGGCAAUACUUCUUCAGCAAUGUUACUGCUCAGUAUUACACACAUGCAGUAUUUACAAGGAUGUAUUCAGUACCAGAAGGCUAUGAUGCGAAGUUGCUUUGUCAUAGGAUAGAGCAAGAAUACAGUAUUGGACCUUUGGAAGUAAAUCGUGAGGCAGUUCUAAGAACAAGCACAAAUUUGAACACUGGGCAGCUGCUCUACACUGAUGACAAUGGAUUUCAGAUUCAGAAGAGACCAUUCAAGGCAUAUGUGAAUAAUACAGCAGCGCGGAACUAUUAUCCUAUGGUCCAGACUGCCUACAUUGAAGAUGAUACCACAAGGCUGGUGCUGCUUGCAGAAAGAGCUCAUGGUGUCUCAAGUCAAGGGAACGGACAAGUGGAGGUGAUGCUUCACAGGAGACUAUGGAACAAUCUUCAGUGGGACCUAAAUUACAAUCUUACUUUGAAUGACUCUUCAGUGGUUCGUCCUGUGUUUUGGCUUAUUUUAGGAACAAAGUCUGCCACCAGUGUUUUGUAUCGGACAAGUGGCCUAGCAUUACAGCACAGGCCAGUUGUAAUGUUUGGAACGUUUUCAGGAGAUAAACCAGAGCUACCUGGGCAACUUCAGAAGAGAUCAGCCCACAGUUUUUCUGUCACUGUCCCACCUAAUCUUCAUCUCCAGACUCUGAGCAUUCCAGGGUGGAGAUACAGCUCUAAUCAUGCAGAGCAGGUCCGCGCCAUUCACAUGGGUAAACAGAAGCAAGGUGAUGCAGACUUCAGUCGUGUCCUGCUGAGAAUUAGACAUCUGUAUGAAGUUGGAGAGGAUCCUGUGCUGUCUCAGCCUGUGAUGGUGAAUCUGAAGAGUUUGCUGAAAGAACUGGGAUCAGUGAAGUUAGUGGAAGAGCGAUCACUCACAGGCACCUGGGAUGUGAACACUUUGAAGCGGUGGAAGUGGAAGACUGUGCAAAAUCGAAGCAAAGGAUUCUCCAAUAGUACAAAGAUCCCAGACGACUUUACUGUAACUGUUCACCCAAAGGAAAUAAGGACUUUCUUUGUGUAUUUUCAAGAUCAGUAAAGUCUGACUUUGUUUCAGGACUGAAUGUGUAAUUGCUUUCCAUUUUUGUUUGAAAACAUAAAUGAUGGUCUUGAAGGAUAUUCUGCUCCUGUCAAUGAAAAGAAUGUCAUUUUGGAAUAAACUCUAAAUUUAAUUGAA